AUGGCUUCGUUCUUUGCCAAAGCGAGGGAACGUGCCGAAGCGGCUGCUCAGCAGUUGCAAGCUCAUCAUGCCGCUUCCUCCGCCAACAAGAUAGGUGAUGCUUCGGGUGCCGGCGAAACAUCGUCGACCACCACCUCCUCAGGAACUGGCUCCGGCUUCACCUACACUGGCUCCGUUCCUCAUCUGCUUCGACACGGCAUUGCAUCCGUAGAUCCUCGCUACGAAUCUACUCGCCAGUUCCAUCUUCUCAGCCAAGCCAUCAAGGGAUUCAACAUCGACCACGAGGCCGCUGGUCGAGAGGCCAAGAGUCUUGCCAAGGCCACCUUCACCUGGGGUCAGCAUCAUCUGCCGGAGAAACGUGAUGACAGCGUCGGGGAUGAGGUGUUGGUAGAUGUCACCGACCGUCUUGCCUACGUAUGGCACGAAAUCGGCCAGCUUGAAACCGCUCACAGCCAACGAUCCGAGCAGGCACGCAGCCGUCUCAAGCAAUUCGAAAAGAGCGAAAUGGAGCUUGGCAUCCGCAGAGCCAACCGCAGCAAACUCAAGAAGGAACUGCACGCUCUCGUUCCCGAACGUGCUAUUGCUUCUGGAAGCGCGCGAGCUCAGGAGGCCGAAGGUCGCCUCCAGAAUCUCAUCAACGACGACCAGGCGGACGAAGAGUAUCUCAGUCACGUCAAGCGUGAAAGUUUCAAGGAAGGCUAUGCUGCCAUGUUCGACAGUCUCAUCGAGUUUGGCGAGAAGAUGACCCUCGUUGCUCGUUACGGCAAGCUGCUCACCACCGUCAUCCCCACAGACAAGUCGUCCUUCCCUGCCUCAGUCAAGACUCGUGGCGAGAGCAUCCCGCUUUGGGAUGGCGCUUCCAAGACUGCCGAGGUUCAUGCAGCUCUUGCUGCUGCUCUUGCUGGCUUCAAGCUGGAUCUUUCACUCCCUACUUUGCCCUCCAACCCAGCACUUUCGUCAACUGCAAAUAUCGGUCGUGCCGAGACGGUAUCAUACGGCGUCUCUCACCGCGCUGAGUUUCAGGAGGAUCAAACGGCCCAGACCGGCCAAGCGUCUCAGGCAAUUCCUCCCACGCCUGCCGCUGUAGCCACCCCACCAUCGCCUCGACGUAGCAGCAUCUCGUCGGAUCGAGGAGAUCGUCUUCAGCCUGAUGCAGCUGGCAGCGGAUCCAACCAGAAGCUGAAUUUGAGUCCAUCGACCUUGCCAGCUCCAUUGCUGCCGCCUCGACCUCAACGCAGUCCCUCAGCCGGAACUUCCGACACGCUGCGAUCGCCAAUCGCUAAUCCGUUUGCUGACCUUAGUUCCGCGGCUGCAGCAGGAGGCAGCGCUGUAGCCCAAGACGAGGAGGCUGCCGGGCCCCCUGGCCCUACUGUCGCCGAAACGGGCGUCAUUCCUACAGGCCCUGGCGGCCCCAAGUCGGGUACUCUUCGUCCUCGUAGAUCUUCGGCCAGCCAGCGCUCUGCAUCCAUCUCGGCAGGUGCUGUCGCCUACCUCGGUCCAACUGGCACCUACAGCCACCAAGCUGCACUCAAGGUGUUCGGCGAGGCAGGCACCAACCUCAUCCCAAUGCAGAGCAUCACCGGUGCUAUCGACUUUGUGCGCCGAGGCACACCAGGCAACGCCAAGAUCGCGAUCGUGCCUGUCGAGAACAGCACCUUUGGUCCAGUCCGCGAAACCUUUGACAACCUCUUGGGCAUCAGCAAUGGCGAUCGUCACGCCUUCAAGCCUUCCGAUGGCACUCGAGUGCACGUCGUUGGUGAAGCAUGUCUCAACAUCGACCAUGUCUUGCUCUGCGGGCCCAAGACGUACCAUCACCUGUUGUACUUGCAAGGUGACACGGAUGCGAAUGCACCGAUCCGAGACGACACACUGUCCAACAUCACCAACGUCAUUUCUCACGAGCAAGCGCUGGGCCAAUGCUCGCACUAUCUCACACGAUACCUGCCUCAAGCCAAGAAGAAGGCUGUCGAGUCGACAGCUGCAGCCGCAGUCACCGCUCUGGAGUUCGAGAACGGCACCGCACCUGGCAUGCCGUCCACAUCGAUCAGCCAUGCUUACGAAUCGCUUGGCUUCUCAUCCCACUCGCUCAUCGCAGCUGUUGGUGCAGAGGCUGCAGCAACCGCUGUUGGCGUGAGAGUCCUGCGCUCUAAAAUCCAAGACGUCAACGACAACCGCACACGUUUCCUGGUGCUAGCGAGUGAGCCGCUUCAGGGCUUGCUGGCCAUCAACGCGCUCCCUUCGUCGCUGUCGUGGCUGUAUAGCUCGUCAGCUCCGGCAGGCAUGACGGGUCGUUGUUUGAUCAGCGUCAAUGACGCACUUACUUCGGACCUGUCGUCGGAGGCGGGCAACUACCUCGAUAGCCCCAGUGUGCUCGACAGGCUGGUUUCAGAGCUUCGCAAGCUGGACGACAUCUCGAUCCGCAAGGUCGAUCGUCGACCCGCAUCUAUCACGGCGACCGCAGUCGCAGGCAGCAUCUGGAGGGGUAGCUACGUAUUUGAGCUUCAAUACUCUACCGCAUCAGCCAGAAGUGCUGAAGCCAAGAUCCGACAGCUGGUCACUGAUCUUUCGGUAGGAAGCUCUGCCAGUACCACUAUGAGUGCUGCAGCUCCUAUCAGCUACCUCGGCAGCUGGUUAGUCGAUGGCGCCACUCUGCGCGGUGAGCCGAUGAAGGGCGCGGAUGUGGGUGCUGGGUCACUGCCAGUCUCUGGAAGCUCGUACACGCCGGGUCACAGUGCAGCGACGCAGUUCCCUGCCUCGUCCAGCUCGAACGUGGCACACAGCUCAGCAGAUCCAUACGUGCACUUGACAGAGAGGGAGCGAAAGGAAAUGGAAGCUAGGCAGGAAGAUGCCGAGGUGCAGAGACACGCGGACCAAGCACGAUUGCAACGACAGCCGCAGCAGGCAGAGCUGUACGGCACUGAGAUCCAGUCAUCUGGCUCGGCCGCCGGUCGAACGCAGCCACUUGCGGGUGUGCAGGAGAGUGCCGCUGAAGCACCAUCGAACGAGGAAGAUCAGUUACCCGCCUAUCAGCCGCUGGAUCCAUCUUCUCGAAGCUAA
Molecule: messenger RNA, 3057 nt
Organism: Ustilago hordei
Lineage: Eukaryota; Fungi; Basidiomycota; Ustilaginomycetes; Ustilaginales; Ustilaginaceae
Exons: 1
Coding region: 1-3057 (1018 amino acids)
Biological process (GO): L-phenylalanine biosynthetic process
Cellular component (GO): cytoplasm
Molecular function (GO): prephenate dehydratase activity
Source: RefSeq, a predicted model, not a curated record